UAUAGUUAUUUAUUCUUGUAGGUCUAUCCUUUGGAGUACUAUGAAUAGUCUUUCCUUAGUUGUCCUUGUCCACGUAUUAACUGGAAUUCACGGAGAAGGAAGAGGACAAAACAGUAGGGAAUGCAUACCAGAUUUUGGAGUCGAUACGUUAUUUACAUGUCUUCACAAACAAUACCAUGAAGAAAAUGGCUGUAUCGAAACUGUAAAGAUAGAGAUUCAAAGAGUAAUGUAUACAAACUUGACUGAUGAUUGCUUGGUGAACAUAUGUACAAAAAGUUAUAAAAAAACCAACAAUUGUUCAAAAGAAGACUGCAGAAAACUAUUGUCCCUUUCCAUAGGUUCAUUUAACUGUGAUGAUGGUACAAGCAGAAUUACAAAAGAUGAAAAUGGUAGUAAGAAGAGAGAAGAAAAUGGAGGAAUUAUUGAAAGAAAAGAUGACAUAAAACAAGCUACAGUAGUUUACUAA
Messenger RNA from Mytilus trossulus (common blue mussel), 466 nucleotides. RefSeq lists its product as uncharacterized. The record is from RefSeq and is a predicted model, not a curated record. The transcript has 5 exons. Lineage: Eukaryota; Metazoa; Mollusca; Bivalvia; Mytilida; Mytilidae. Bases 41 to 466 code for a protein of 141 amino acids.